GUUGGAAACACCAAAAUCUGUUUCACUUUGCCGUAUUUAUAAUUCUUUCGAAUCACCCAGUCGCUCUCUCACUCCACAUUUCCGAGCUCCGAAUCGAGAAGACAUUGCCCCGCUCUCUCUCUCGUUUUGAUGCUAGUUUAAUGGCUGAUUCCAUGAGUUCUUCCUUCUUUGUUCUCUGUUGCUUGGCCUCCUUUUUCUUACUCUUCUUCUCUCACUCGCCAUUGCAGGUCGCGGGAUCCGAUGCCGCCGCCCAUGCCCCCACCCCUGCCAAGCACCGCCACAGGUGGGUCGGCCCCAUCGGGCACCUCCUCAUCACCGUCGGUGUCGACGGGUCCGCCGACUUCGAGUCGGUCCAGGCCGCUGUCGACUCCAUUCCAGAGAACAACAGGAAGACCGUCACCAUUCGAAUCAGUGCCGGAUUUUACAUUGAGAAGGUGGUUGUCCCGGCGAACAAGCCCUUCAUCACGUUCCAAGGCGAGGGAAGAGACGCGACGGUGAUCGAGUGGCACGACAGAGCAAGCGACCGCGGUGCCAACGGCCAACAGCUCCGUACUUACCGAACGGCUUCGGUCUCCGUUUUCGCCAAUUAUUUCUCCGCCAGGAAUAUUAGCUUCAAGAACACGGCACCGGCGCCGAUGCCGGGGAUGCAAGGGUGGCAAGCGGUGGCGUUCCGGAUAUCGGGGGACAAGGCGUACUUCUCGGGGUGCGGAUUCUACGGCGCACAGGACACGCUGUGCGACGAUGCUGGCCGGCACUACUUCAGGGAGUGCUACAUCGAGGGGUCCAUCGACUUCAUCUUCGGAAAUGGCCGGUCCAUGUACAAAGAUUGCCAGCUCCAUUCGAUAGCGACGAGGUUCGGGUCGAUAGCGGCCCACGGCAGGAAGUCGCCGGAGGAGGAGACGGGGUUCGCCUUCGUGCGGUGCCGGGUCACGGGGACGGGCCCGCUCUACGUGGGCCGGGCCAUGGGCCGGUACUCCCGGAUCGUCUACUCCUACACUUACUUCGACGACCUCGUCGCCCACGGCGGAUGGGACGACUGGGACCACGCCAGCAACAAGAACAAGACUAUGUUUUUUGGAGUUUACAAGUGUUUCGGUCCGGGGGCCGCCGCGACCCGCGGAGUAUCGUGGGCUCGGGAGCUCGACUACGAUGAGGCCCAUCGGUUCCUCGUCAAGAGCUUCGUCAACGGAAGGCACUGGAUCGCGCCUUACGACGCUUGAAUGGAUGGCUUCGGCUAUCUGAACUUGCAAAAUUGCCGUUAGAACAACCUACAAUUCUUUGAGUUUUCUUCGUGUUUUCAGGGGAGUAUUCUUUGAUUUGUUCAUUUGAUUCGUAAAUGAGGUUCGAAUUCAUGUCCACUCUUGGCUCGUACAUGUCGCCCGUUUUCCAAACUGAAAUGUCAAUGAAUUCCAGCGCAUUUUUUUUUUCAGUCUGUAA
Messenger RNA from Rhodamnia argentea, 1437 nucleotides. Its product is annotated as probable pectinesterase 68. NCBI's taxonomy places the organism in Eukaryota, Viridiplantae, Streptophyta, Magnoliopsida, Myrtales, Myrtaceae. Gene Ontology annotation, molecular function: pectinesterase activity. The coding region runs from base 141 to 1220 and encodes 359 amino acids. The record is from RefSeq and is a predicted model, not a curated record. Gene Ontology annotation, biological process: cell wall modification. The transcript is spliced from 5 exons.